Exophiala oligosperma is the source of this 1897-nucleotide messenger RNA. RefSeq lists its product as uncharacterized. Gene Ontology annotation, biological process: protein N-linked glycosylation. The transcript has 2 exons. Bases 17 to 1897 code for a protein of 626 amino acids. Gene Ontology annotation, molecular function: dolichyl pyrophosphate Man9GlcNAc2 alpha-1,3-glucosyltransferase activity. Gene Ontology annotation, cellular component: endoplasmic reticulum membrane. NCBI's taxonomy places the organism in Eukaryota, Fungi, Ascomycota, Eurotiomycetes, Chaetothyriales, Herpotrichiellaceae. The record is from RefSeq and is a predicted model, not a curated record.
CCUACAUAUCCACGCAAUGUCGAGCCCUGCUAACGCCCAUAGACCUCGUAAGAAGAGGAAGCAACCCCCUCUAACUCGGAGCGCAACAAUUAUAGACAUUGUCAAGUUCACCUCAGAAGACAAUGUCGUCGCCCCUGAGUUUCCUCUCGUGGCAUUCCUAUGGCCAGCUCGAGGCACGACAUCUCAAUGGGUCCUCCUACCUUUGAUCCUCAUGAUCGUUGGACUCUUCAGAUGGAGUGUCGGUCUAUGGGGUCAUUCAGGCUACCAACAGCCUCCCAUGCACGGAGACUUCGAAGCUCAACGGCACUGGAUGGAAAUCACCACACAUCUACCAGUUUCAAAAUGGUAUUUCUACGACCUGCCAUACUGGGGACUUGACUAUCCACCUUUGACAGCAUAUCAUAGUUGGCUAUGUGGCAAGAUUGGCUCGUUGUUCAGUCAAGACUGGUUCGCUCUCGAUGCGUCUCGUGGACUGGAAUCUGAGGAUCUCAAGGUCUUCAUGCGCGCGACAGUCAUCGUUUCCGAAUAUCUCGUCUAUGUCCCGGCAUUGGUCAUAUUUCUUCGUCGCUUCAGCCGAGCUCAAAGAGUGGGAACCACCGCAUCGUCAAUCGCCCUCGUCGCCAUCCUAAUGCAGCCAGCCACAAUCCUGAUCGACCAUGGCCACUUCCAGUAUAACACAGUCAUGCUCGGCUUCGUAGUGGCAUCUCUGUCCAGUAUCUACGCAAGCAGACCUCUGUGGGCGUGCAUCUUCUUCGUCGCGGCUUUAGGAUUCAAGCAGAUGGCUCUAUACUAUUCACCAGUAAUUUUUGCUUACCUGCUCGGAUCAUGCUUCACACCUUCAAUCCGACUAGGUCGACUGAUCUUGAUCGGACUGAUCACGAUCCUCGCUUUCGCAGUCCUCUUUGCACCUUUAUUGCUGGGUUCGUUGUAUGACAGUUCCUACACGACCGUCCCGUCCGGAUCAUUUCCCCCACCGCCACUGUUGGUCGGCCUCAAAGUCCCAACCGACCCCGAUAACCCCUUGGGCAUGAUCCUUCUUCAGCUCACCCAAGUCGUCCACCGCAUGUUCCCGUUCGCCCGUGGUCUCUUUGAAGACAAGGUUGCCAAUUUCUGGUGCUUCGCCAACACCUUCUACAAACUCCGCAAGCUCGAAGGAGUCGUCGAACUCUCUCGCCUUUCGGCCAUGGCGACACUCGCGUCCAUCCUCGGGCCCAUGCUCGUCAUCGGCGCUGUCCCUAAAAAGUCACUCCUCCCAUACGCCCUCGCAGCUUCGGCGUGGGGGUUCUUUCUGUUCUCAUUCCAGGUCCACGAAAAGUCGGUCCUGCUUCCUUUACUCCCCAUGACGCUCUUACUCGCCGGGAAGCAAGGUCUGAGCAAGGAAUACCGAGCAUGGAUCGGUUGGGCGAACAUACUGGGGAUGUGGACCAUGUACCCUUUGCUCAAGAGGGACGGUCUGCGAACGCCGUACGUCGUCAUGACCCUUUUGUGGUCCUACUUGCUCGGACUCCCACCAACCAGCGUGAACGCGUAUUACGACCCGGAUCGACCGAACGUGCCCGGUCGCCCUCUCGCGGCGGACGAACUGCGCACGCCGACCAAGAUUCUGCAUUUUCAAACCUACAUUGUCAUGGCCUUCUGGCACCUCCUCGCCGCUUUCGCUUCGCCACCGGAAGACAAGCCCGAUUUGUGGGUGGUGGUCAACUCUUGCGUUGGCGCUGUUGCGUUCGGGAUAUGUUACCUCUGGUGUUUUUGGAAAUUGAUUAGUGAGAGUGGUUUGCUCGACGGUCAUUUACCCGAGAAACAAGAAGCGGCAGCAGAGACACAGGCUUCGUCAUUGUCGUCGCCGUCUCCGUCCCGAGAGCAGCGAUCUGCCACACCACAAAAGAAGAACAAGUGA